CACGUCCGCAGCGCAUCUCUCGGGCACCUCUGCUUGAGGUGUUAAGCGGUUAGCUCAACCUGCAACCCACACGCUCCCACCACCCGACUUCGAUCGAUGCUAGCUCGAUCGCUGGAAUGCAGGUCCUUUGUGAGGCGGGGCAUUCUUAAUACCGGCUUGGCAAAACCGAAUCCGGUUAGGCACUUACGUUAGGCGGAGCACCGAAGAGCCGCUGCAUACUUGUGCAGAAAGCUGGAACUUCAGUUGCCGAACUGUACGAUGCCGCGAAGGAAAAUGAAACGUUAAUGCGCUCCGAAUGUUGAUACGAAGACCGAAAACGGCGCAGAACAAAUGAUAUGAGAGAAAUAUGAUUGAGGUCCAAAUAGUGAAAUAAUGCAAAAAACGAAGCUGAAACCGGCGUCAGGGCGAAUUUUUCGAAUGUGUAACAAGAGACACCCAUGCACAGUGUAGUUUAUGCUUGAUUCUCUGUGAUUCAAAAGCGCUUACCGCUAACGCUUACCUUUCAAAAGGAAAUGUUAUGCUAUGCACAUGUCGUCCCCAUCAGCUUGCGCCUUCUUGUUAAAUGGAAGUCACGUUAAUAGCCCAGAUUCGCAGUGGGUUUGCACAUUACUGUACCAUAUUUUUCCCCUUUCCGGUGGACCUUCGGGCUAUGCUUCAGAAUCGUAUAAGUGAAAAUAGCCAUCUCAUCUUGUGUUGUCGUUAAUUCGCGUGUAACGGUGGCCGUCUUUUGGCAGUGCAUAGUUUCUACACGUCGCCGAUCACAUGAAACUCUAACUGGAGCUGUCGAACAGGCGUAGAACGAGUAGAAUCAGUACAACGACAAACAUCACCAAAGAUCUUCGUUUCCGACUAGCGAACGACGUGUUGGUGACGGUGGCCAUCGACGACGACAAACAGUCAUCACAUCCCACCGAAUUAUUCCUGCAGCAGCUGAUCAGGCAUCGAUUCUCCGCCGAUCAGCUCACUAUCGUCAUCACAGUGUCAGCGAUCGUUAUUGGACUUCUGAUAGAGCUACGAUUGCAUGAACUUUGGUCGCUCUACAUCUGGUGGUGGAAUAUUCUGUACAGCGACGACUGGACCUGACAGACCGUGCAGCAUCACAGCCCUGCUCCCGAUUGGUAUGUCGUGCCGUGGCCGCGCCGAGGCCUUCGCCCGUAGCUUACAGUCACGCCUUCGGAAUCUUGGUGCGCAGGGAAGUGCCGGUGACGAUGGGGAGGACCUUACGACAAACGAUCAGCAGCAGCAUCAUACCGAGAACACCUGGCUAUCGGCAACUUCAAAUGACGAGCAGCACACGGUCAUAACUAGUCCUCUCCAGCCCCUGCGAAUUGUCCCUCAUGAAGCCGACUCUUUCUUCGACUUUGGCCUGGAAGCGGAAAGUCCUAGCUCGCCAGUCGAAGAAUGCGAAUAUAUGAGACUGAUCGAAACGGCAACGGCCACACCCACAGGACAACCAUCAGAACCCGCUCCGUCGGUUGUUGAUCCGACAGCACAAGCACCCGAAUCAGGGUACGUCUGUUCCUCACCUUGCUCGACACCACAGGGGUCGGCCGCUAGCAGCCACAGCAGCUCAUCCGACUGUCAAUUCUACGAUCCGGAUAGUUCAGAUCCCGAACAGCGUUCCGUGGGAUGCUGUGAGUACUACGACUGUACGAUACCGGCGCUAAGUCCUAGCGGGCUGGUUGUUCCGCGCCUGCAGUCCAGUGGUGUCCACGUUUACGGUUCAGCAACGAUAAAGACAGAGUCAGUGGAGGUUACAGUGGCUAAGGCUACCGCCGACACACAGAACGAUGUAACUUCAUCUACCUCAUCAUACAAUCCAUUCACUAGUCAAAUCGUUGGCCACCGAGCUUACAGCGCUAACGGACAUGUAAGCACAGGUUUCUCUGCUAGCAACGUCGACAGUGACAGCUGUUCAGAGUCACUUCCGCCGUCACAAUCGACGGAAUCUAAUAACUCCACCUACACGGGAGUAAGUUCCAACUCCAACAGCACGCUACAGGACGUAACGAUGGAACCGCUAGAGGAAGAACAAUCGGAUUGCGCUGGCACUUCAUCGCAGGAACACACAGGGACGGAUGUACCGGAUGGAGGCAUAUGCCAUGUCGGUAACGGUCAUGCUAUUAUGCCACGUGGAACUAUCAUAAACACUGAUACCGAGAUUGAGCUAAUGGCAAGCGGGUUGAAGUACGUUGAACAGAAAACGUCUGAUGCGGUUUAUCAGUAUGGUGAUGGUAGUGGGCAGCCGGAGGCUCCAUGUGCUGUUAUUCAGAUUGCGGAAGUUGAAAAAAUUCUUAAAAAUUGUACCACAAGCGAUCGAUCGUAUGAGCAAAACAACUCGAACGUUGAUGACGUGCAGGAAAAUAAGAGUGAAACGAAGUACGAUCGUCGAUCGGGCCUUUCUUCGGGUGAUGAAGAUGAAGAAGAAUCGAAACCACAGCGCAUUAGACGCAGUUCGUCUCUCAAAACUGGCAAAACUCCGCCAGGAACACCGGGCCGCAAGAAGAUAGUGCGCUUUGCCGACGUUCUGGGACUUGAUUUAACGGACGUUCGGACGUUUAUGGACGAAGUGCCGAAGGUGCCGCCUUCUGCCUUCGAGGACCUCACGAUCGUUCAGGUUACGGAAUCGCCCAUGCCGGAAAUUAAUCUGGGGCCGAAAGCGGACAGGGUGCUAGUGCCACUGUUUCAGCAACCGGGAGCCUUGCCAUGUUUUCUCGAUCGUGUCCGCGAGAAGCAGGUAAACCUGGAGAACGCAGCCGUCACCGAUCCGAUCACAUUGACCAUUACAGGAACAGUACGCGUGCGGAAUCUCGACUUUCACAAGUCAGUGUACGUGCGAUAUACACUCGACAACUGGCGCAGCUACUCCGAUCUGCAGGCUACAUACGCUGAAAACUCAUGUGACGGGUUCUCGGACAAGUUUACCUUCACACUGCACGGUAACUCAGUGCAGGUUGGUCAGCGUAUCGAGAUGGCAAUCCGGUUUCACUGUCGGGGCGAACAAUUCUGGGACAGUAACUACGACACCAAUUAUGUCUUCCAGUGUUUGCCGAUUACGCAACCAACGCCAAUAGCUGCGAGCCGGCCUGUACCACUUCCGUCCUCCAUCAGUGCUGGCCACAAUACGCUUAGUCCCGUAGGUUGGUGUAGCAGUUUCUAUUAAAUGCCCGGUUAAUUUUUUGUUGGUUCUUUGCUGACCAAUAACAGAUGUCCGAGAAAAACGGAAGCCACAUACAAUCACCGCUAAUAUGAAAGUCUUUCAGUCGUUCAUUAAACCAGGCUCUACCGAGCUGAAUAUACCUUGUUCAGCGUUCGUCUAUGGGCUUUAGUAUUAUUGGAAUGUUUAAAAAUUCGCUUACGAUGGUCACUGAUCAUCAGCGAUACUUCCAGGAGCUGCUAAAAAUAUCAUAACAGAUUUUAAAAAAAGGUACAGAAAGGUGGCAAGAAUGUCGGAAAAAUGUACAACAGUAAUCACUAAAUUGAACGCAAAACCUUUACUUGAACAAAGUCAAGAAUUGGAUUAAUCAAGAACAUUGAGCAGCAAAAAAAGAUUACGAUUAUUAUGGUUUGAUAAAGCUUCAGUAGACUUUCGAAAGUGAAAAUGUAAUGGAAUGUAGGUAAAUUGCGACUGAGCCUAGGGGGUUUGUGGGAAAUAGCAACUAAUUGCAAAAAAAAGAGCCCCGCCUGAGAAAAAGAGUUAAAUGAUUGUUAUGUUUGCGAAAGUUAUAUACGAAGAAGCAAUGUGUGACAAAUAAUUCAAACGAAAACCAAAAAACUGAACCGAUCGACGCAGCCCAGAACUCUUUUUAAAUACUUAAGAAACUAACAAACGAAAACGCAAUGAAUCGACAAAUGGCUGGUGCUUUAAGCAGGACGUUGUCACAAGUGAAAAUGGAUGUUUGUUUGGCGCAAUGGACGGUCAUUUAAAUAAAUUGUUUGUCUUAUGAUCUUGUCAAGCUCCCUAGAGUAUAAUAUCAUCCCAAAGUUUAGUAGUAAUAAUGAAGUUUAUAGGCAACUGUAGCAAAUAGUGUCAAUAAGUCGUCUCUCAAGAUCGAUCGUCAAGUGCAAUGAAGAGUAAUCGACAUAGUAAAACACGAAUGUGCUGAUCAACAUUAUCAUAGAGGCCGCAUGUUAGGAGCAUCGUUAGAGAAGAAUAAAGUGGGCAUAAUUUAAGACUAGGGAACGU
Molecule: messenger RNA, 4186 nt
Organism: Anopheles bellator
Lineage: Eukaryota; Metazoa; Arthropoda; Insecta; Diptera; Culicidae
Gene: Gbs-76A
Product: glycogen-binding subunit 76A
Exons: 5
Coding region: 1022-3163 (713 amino acids)
Biological process (GO): regulation of glycogen biosynthetic process
Cellular component (GO): protein phosphatase type 1 complex
Molecular function (GO): protein phosphatase 1 binding; glycogen binding
Source: RefSeq, a predicted model, not a curated record